Molecule: messenger RNA, 1335 nt
Organism: Podarcis lilfordi (Lilford's wall lizard)
Lineage: Eukaryota; Metazoa; Chordata; Lepidosauria; Squamata; Lacertidae
Source: the annotation of a GenBank genome assembly
AUGUCCCUGAUAAUCAACACCUUUUACUCCAACAAGGAAAUCUUUAUGCGGGAGAUCAUUUCCAAUGCCUCUGAUGCACUGGACAAGAUCCGCUAUGAGAGUCUGACAGAUCCCUCAAAGCUGGAACGUGGCAAAGAGCUGAAGAUGGAUAUCAUUCCCAAUCCCCAUGAUCGCACCCUCACCUUGGUGGACAUUGGUGGUAUUGGCAUGACAAAGGCAGACCUUAUCAACAAUCUGGGCACCAUUGCGAAGUCCGGCACCAAAGCCUUCAUGGAAGCCUUGCAGGCUGGUGCAGACAUCUCCAUGAUUGGACAGUUUGGUGUGGGCUUUUACUCUGCUUACCUUGUGGCUGAGAAGGUUGUGGUUACCACCAAGCACAACGAUGAUGAACAGUAUGCCUGGGAGUCAUCUGCAGGCGGCUCCUUCACUGUCAAAACUGACCAUGGCGAACCCAUUGGCCGUGGUACCAAAGUGAUCUUGCACCUGAAGGAAGAUCAGACUGAAUACCUGGAGGAACGUCGCAUCAAGGAAGUGGUGAAGAAGCACUCCCAGUUCAUCGGCUACCCUAUCACCCUCUAUCUGGCGAAGGAGCGUGAGAAGGAAAUCAGCGACGAUGAGGCGGAAGAGGAAAAAGUGGAGAAGGAGGAUGAAGAGGCAGCCCCCAAGGAUGAGGAGGAGAAGCCCAAGAUUGAAGAUGUGGGCUCAGAUGAAGAGGAGGAAGGUGGCAAGAGCAAGAAGAAGACCAAGAAGAUCAAGGAAAAGUACAUCGACCAGGAGGAACUGAACAAGACCAAGCCCAUCUGGACCCGAAACCCUGAUGACAUCACUCAGGAGGAGUAUGGCGAGUUCUACAAGAGCUUGACUAAUGAUUGGGAAGACCAUCUGGCUGUUAAGUGCUUUUCUGUGGAGGGGCAGUUGGAAUUCCAGGCGCUUCUCUUCAUCACACGCUGGGCCCCGUUUGACCUCUUUGAAAACAAGAAGAAAAAGAACAACAUCAAGCUCUAUGUGAGGCGCGUCUUCAUUAUGGACAGCUGUGAUGAACUCAUCCCAGAGUCCCUGAACUUCAUCCGGGGUGUAGUGGACUCCGAGGAUCUGCCCCUGAACAUCUCCCAUGAAAUGCUGCAACAAAGCAAGAUUCUCAAAGUGAAUCGCAAGAACAUCGUCAAGAAAUGCCUGGAGCUUUUUGCAGAGCUGGCGGAGGACAAGAAAACUACAAGAAGUUCUACGAGGCCUUCUCCAAAAAUCUCAAGCUGGGGAUCCAUGAGGACUCUACCAACAGGAAACGCCUGUCAGAACUGUUGCGAUACCACACUUCCCACUCAGGCGACGAGAUGA